Molecule: messenger RNA, 4748 nt
Organism: Pararge aegeria (speckled wood butterfly)
Lineage: Eukaryota; Metazoa; Arthropoda; Insecta; Lepidoptera; Nymphalidae
Gene: Not11
Product: CCR4-NOT transcription complex subunit 11
Exons: 10
Coding region: 90-1535 (481 amino acids)
Biological process (GO): mRNA catabolic process; negative regulation of translation
Cellular component (GO): CCR4-NOT complex
Source: RefSeq, a predicted model, not a curated record
UUGAGUUUUUACGACAGGCGAAAUGAAUGCAUUUUAAAAACAUCAAUUAAAACUUUUAAAUAAAGUUUUCUAUUAAAACUAUAUUAAAUAUGUCCCAGCAACUAAUUAACGAGAACAGCAAAUACAUAUUAGAUUUGUUUUCAGAACAAACUGUCGAUUCACAAAGUCUCGAGUCUAUUUGUGUACAAGUGCAGAAGAGGUUUCCGAAAUCGGAGCAUUUUAAUUUGUCACUUCUCCUAUCAUCUCUAAUCACAGGAGGUGACCUUUCCCUCCCAGGUCAAAGGGUGGUAGCUUUGGCCCUAAUAUUUGAUUUCUACAAAGGAGAGAACCCUUUCAGCCCACUAUACCUUCACCUACUGGAUGGUAAACCUGGUCUGCUACCGUUGGCUCCACAGGAGAGGCUGUUUAUAGCACAGUUACAUGGGUUUAUACCAGCUAAUAUUAAAGAUGUAUUCAAAAAGUCAGCCAAACAGGUGAUGCUGACGGAGGUGUCUUCAAAAGAGCUGGAGUUUGACUAUUCAUCUCUGCAAUCAGUAAUAGUGGACAGAGUUGCUGACGUCAGUGCAGUGGCCAAGACGACUGCGCCUGCACUGGUAGCUCUUAGUGAUGGGGGUCCUCCAAACCGCAUGGCCAUGAAGGAGCUUCUAGAAGUGUUGAUGUCCAACGAGUACCUGCCGCUGCACCGGACCCUUCAACCCUCGGGACCUAUACCACCUCCCACUUUCUUGUUGGACCCCAUGGAAAUAUCUUUUUCGGACGAGGGUGUAUGGAAAAAUCUAGUUAACAGAGGGGCAUAUGUGCCUCUAUACGACACGGAUUUCGACGGCCUCAUCGGACUCAAGGCCCCAGCGCCGGAAAAAGUAGUGGAGAAACGAAUGCCGAGCACGCCGAAAGAAGUCAAAGUUAAGGAAGAAAAGAAAGAAAAGCCUGAAGAGAAGAAGUCAGAGGAGAAAGAGAGCACCAACACAGUGGGCGAGGCCCAGGAGUUGACUCAACUAGCUCUAAAGUCCGCAUUGAGCGUGCCGCACCAACAGAGGCUAUUGGCUCUGCUGGACCAGGACCCAGACGUCGUGUACCAGAUAGGAGUCACGCCGUACCAGCUGCCCGACCUGGUGGAGAACAACCCGAUGGUGGCCAUCUCGGUGUUACUGAAGCUCAUCCACUCGCAGCACAUCACGGACUACUUCUCCGUGCUCGUCAACAUGGAGAUGUCCCUGCACUCCAUGGAAGUCGUCAACAGGCUGACGACGUCGGUGGACCUGCCGGUGGAGUUCGUGCACCUCUACAUCAGCAACUGCAUCAGCACGUGCGAGACCAUCCGCGACCGCUACAUGCAGAACCGCCUCGUGCGCCUCGUGUGCGUGUUCCUGCAGUCGCUCAUCCGGAACAAGAUCAUCAACGUCAAGGAAUUGUUUAUCGAAGUGGAAGCUUUCUGCGUGGAGUUCAGCCGGAUACGCGAGGCGGCGGCGUUGUUCAGACUGCUCAAACAACUGGACUCCGGAGACACCGCCCACAAGGAGACAAAAGAGAACUAGCCCAAACAUGGACUCGCCACUUAACUCAGUGAUCGAGACUCACAAGGAAUCUACUUGGGUCAUAAUGGCUGCUGGAGCCUUUUGAAUUAGAGAACAUACUUGACCGGACUGUUUAUAUCCCACUUCUGAUAUAUGUAAAUACUAUCAGAAUAAACACCAUCGAACUCAGGACCUCUUGAGUGUUAGUCAAACAUGCUAGCCACUACUCCAAUGAGGCACACUCUCAUCAUCAUAUCAACCCAUACCGGCCCACUACAGGACACGUUUCCCCCCCCCCCCCCCCUCCCAAUGAGAAGGGGUUAAGGCUGCAUUCAACCGCGCUGGCCCUGUACGGAUUGGUGGACAAUUCUUUCUACGUGAGUCAGCGUUCUUUUUACGUGACACUAUAGGAUAAAACUACUCUAAGGAAAAUUUAUAAAAAAAACAAACUAACGUAUUUUUGCACUUUUUCAAAUAUUAUAAUUUGCCUUGAUAGCAUAAGUUAAUUGUAAAUAAUUAGAAAAUAAAAGAUAACAUAGUUUAGUAUUAGAUUAAUGAUUCUACUCUGCUUCGCUCGAAGAUGUCUGUAAUUAAUACAGCGAAUCGAUAACAGGAAAGGAGAUGUUGCCUUCGCAAUGAACUGUUGCUAAUAUUUUUAAUUGAUUUUUUGUAAAGUCAACAUGCCACUUUCCAAAUACGCGCUUCACCAACGCGGAGUACGCCGAGUUUUGCGUAGUAGUUAUUUAUUUUACUAAAGUGCCGAUAUCGGUAUCAAUUUGGUACGCAGCGUAGACCAAUCACUUAGUUUACAGGACUGUACUACAAUUUUUUUAAGUUACAACUAUUUUUGUGCGUAAAUGAUAUUUAUUUUAUUGGUAAACGCCGUCUAAUGACAAUAAUUAAAAUAUUCAUAAGUCAUAUAGUACAAGCCAUAGCUACGCUUACUUUGGGGCUAGAUGGCGAUGUGUGUAUUGUCGUUGUAUAUUUAUUAUUAUAAUACUGUUUCCCAGUAUUGUCAUUAGAUGGCGUUCACUCGAUUCUCUAUAAAUCGAUGAUAACUUUCACGAGAUCGGAUAGGUAAACGUAAGAAGAAAAUCUCAAACUAGGCACCGUCAAAUAUUAUAAGUGUGAAAAAUAAACAAAAAAUGGUAUGAUUUUUAUUGAAGUAUGGUUAUAGCAUACGUUACGCAUAAUAAUUUAAGAAGUCUUUUCCAUACUACGCGUCCACUUAGUUACGCUUUCGUGGAUUUCCUCGCAUCCUAAAAUUUUUUCCAACAAAUAUAUUAAGCACAAAGAUUUAUAUAAAUUAAAAAUUUUAAAACCCCAACCCCAAAUAAAAACAAAUUUCAUUUGACACCCAUAUUGAGCGAAUUUCAUCAAAUAGCGAAGCUUCCUUCCAUUAUUUAUUUAAAAAAUAACUAAAAGGUAAAAAAAUGUGGGUCAAUAGUGAAUAAAUAAUCCGAUUUCUAAUCAUAAGCGAAAACAUUAUUACGGACUGUUGUCAUACAUGUUACGGAUUGUUGUCUGAGCCUCUUGUAAAUACAACGUAAUUAAAACAAAUGUAAAGCAACAAGGUCGGUAUUAUAUUGGUGUUUACAAUAUUUUUUUAACUGCGUUAGAUUACUCAUUUCUGCGCUAACGACUAUUGUCAACGUAACUAUACUAUACCUUAUUAAAGCGGUGAUUUAUUUCUCAAUAUUCACCCGAAUUUGUUUUGUAUAAAUUAGGACCAUAGUUGUAUUUUUAUUUAUUAAAAAAUAUACGAAUGGCCUUUCAAUUUGUUUUAUAAGGUGAGUUUCUCGUGUGAUAUGUACUACCAACUAGAGAAGACAUCGCAAAGCAACUUGUGGCGCUGGCGCUACGCUUUGUGGUCAACUAGGCUGCCAGUUACAAGUCUACGUAUUAAUGAAUAGCACUCGCUAUGUCACGGCAAUGCAAAUAAUCAUUUCAUUGACUUCAUAAGUAAUGGUCAAAUCAACGAAUUUACAUAAGUAUUAUUCGUUACUUUAUUUGUUAUUUGAAAGAAAACUCUCAAAAAAACGAAUACACCAUGUUCCAAAAUAUAUCAGAAUAAUUGAUAUAAAAUAUUAUGUUCAUCUCGGGGCGCGCAUAAACCAAGUUUGAUAUGACUUUUCUAGAACUUAAUAUAGCACGUUAACUCAUUGAGUAUAAUCUAAACCAGUGGGAUGAUAUGACUCAGAUAUAUAUAGUUUGUUCUUAUGUUGGUUAGUGGCGUUUUUUUGUAUGCCCACAGGGCAAAAUUUACUUCGCCGAUGUCGCUUAGUUUAUCUCGAAAAUACAAAGCAGUAUGUUAGAGUUUAUGCCACAAGGGGUAUCCUAUACAUGCGUCAAAAAUAGGAACCAUUUAAUGAUUUAUCAUGAUUUUGAUUUAUAAGACAGAAGAAUAUCAAUUUUAUCAUUUCGCUUGCGUUAUUUUUUUUUUAUAUGUGCGUUGCUUUGCGGAAGUCAAUGUUUAACGGAUAAUAUUAAGCCUAAUUUGAUAAAAUCCUCGACAACCAAAGAAAUCUGUACGUUAGUAUUUAUAAUUUAUUUUAUUCUUUAUAUAGCGCAGCACAGAAAUGUCUCAGAACACGUUCACUCUCUAAAUAUAAGUGUACUGUUUUGCUUAGGCACCCUACCUACAUUUACAAGUUUCUGGCACCCCCAAACCCCCUCUACGACCCAGACGAUCAAACAAUGAUUAAAAAUGCCGACCAACAAUGUAACAGAGAUACAUCGUCUGUACAGCGCCUUAGGCGGCGAAGACGAGGGCACCUAUUUCUGACAUCAUCCCGACGCGGGUCCUAUCCACGGACAAGGAAAUGUUCAGAUGUUAACCUAAACUGAGCUUCGCGCUUGCUCGACUAUACAACGCACAGUUACUAAUUUAAUGAUUUACUAUAGGAUAUAAUUUAGAGAUUAAUAAUAAAUAAAACAUAAUAGUUAAAUGUUUCGUUACUCUAAAUAGACUAUGUUUACCCUAAAUAUUUCAUACAGCUUGUAUAGGAGUUUUUUUUUUCUAUUUAAUGAUAUAAAGCACGCAGGCGACUGGCGAGGGAGGAAGCCUUAUGCCUACCCUGGUUGAAACCACUAUGCACCUCUGCGUGUAUAGUUCAACUGCAAAGGGUUUUUUUAUGAACCUCUAGCGGGAGAAAGCAUCUCACUGGUUUUGAAUCACAUUACGAUUUUUAUUAACUAUGUUACAGUUGAUGCAAAUUAAAAUAUUUCUACAUG